Molecule: messenger RNA, 948 nt
Organism: Oreochromis niloticus (Nile tilapia)
Lineage: Eukaryota; Metazoa; Chordata; Actinopteri; Cichliformes; Cichlidae
Product: polyubiquitin-like
Exons: 2
Coding region: 226-699 (157 amino acids)
Biological process (GO): proteasome-mediated ubiquitin-dependent protein catabolic process
Cellular component (GO): cytosol; nucleoplasm
Molecular function (GO): polyubiquitin modification-dependent protein binding; ubiquitin binding; proteasome binding
Source: RefSeq, a predicted model, not a curated record
UACCUCAAGUACCAUCACUGCGUAAUGUUUGGACACUAGAAACCGAAAGUUAUUACAUCAGAGAUGAAAAACGAAUCUUAAGUGAGUGGACAGGAGCUGAUCAGCUGAGCGGGAGUGUAUAUAAAGAGCUGAGCUGAGGCUUUCCGUUCAGCUGUUGUGUGAGCAUCAUUGUUUACCUGAGCACGACUGCAGACUUCAAGUUAAGAGUUCAAGACUACAGUCAACAUGGAUAUAACUAUCACUAUGCUGGGGGAGUCCCUUAACCUGAGGGUGAACCCACAGGACACAGUUGGCUCUCUGAAAAUAAAAAUCCAGAGCAUGCUGGGAGUCGACCCCCAGAGGCAGAGGCUGGUUUUCAUAAACGGCCAGAAGACCCCUCUCAACGAUGACUCCAAACCCAUUAGCUAUUACGGCUUACAGCACGGCUCCCAGGUGUCCCUGCUGGUCACCGAGCCUCUUCCACCUGCUCCCAUCCAGGUCUUCCUCAAAAAUGAAAAGGGACAGCCGAGCACCUACGACAUCCAACCCGGCGAGACUGUGAGCAACUUCAAGAACAGAGUCGAGAGUAGAGAGGGCGUGCCAGCGAGCCAGCAGAUGCUCAUUCAUGAAAGCCGGGAGAUGCAGGGUGGCAAACUGGAGGACUACAACGUCAGAAACCACAGUACCAUCUACAUGACUUUACGUCUGAGAGGAGGCUGAGGACACUUGAACAUGAUUCAUACACCAGAAAAAAAUGUAUACUAUAGAAUCUUAAUAAAUUUGACUAAUCUUGUAUUUAAUAUUUUUAUUCACUGUUCUCAUUAUGUGUUCUGUAACAAGUUAGCAAAUCUGUGUUUUCAUUUGGCACAACGAACAACUGUAAUUCAUACAAAUCAGCAUUUUAUGGAUUCUGUCAUGACAAAUACAUGUUACCUGCACUGAUUACAGAGAAUAAAGUUUCCAAUACAA